ACAGUAUACUGCGACAAGUUAUUUCAAUUAGAUUGGAGAUUCCCUGCUGAUAUCACGGCAGGGGUUAGUGCCUCUUACCCUUCAUGUUGACCGAUAUUUCUUCAUAUAAAAGGAUGGUAAAAUAAUCUGGAACCACUUUCCCUCGUGUAAUCGAUUCAUACGCAACCAUUUUGUAUAAUUCAGAUUUUGGAAAUGUCUUUUAUUAGAUUAAUCACAAGAAAUGUACUUGCAUUGAUAUUGCUCAUAAUAGUGAGCAGCUGUGCAGAGGAAACGUGUGAAACGAUGCCAACAGAGAUUCAUGUCACUAAAGAGGAGUAUGAUGAUAUGGGAAGACUUAUCCGAUCCUGUAGUGGAGAAGUAAGUGUCAACAAAUGUGAAGGAAUGUGUAGCAGCCAAGUUCAGCCAUCAGUAUCAACAGCAACUGGGUUUUUAAAGGAAUGUUUCUGCUGCAGAGAAAACUUUUUGCGAGAGCGUUUGGUAACUCUCACCCACUGUUACGACCCAGAUGGCUUGAGGCUUGAAGACGAAGACCGGGCGAUAAUGGAAGUGCGUUUGCGUGAACCUGAUGACUGCAAGUGCUACAAAUGUGGAGUGGAUGAAUGUCAAAUGACUCCAGUCAUUCAUGUUCUUCGUCAUCCUGGUUGCAAGCCAAAGGCCAUACCAUCGUUUGCUUGCGUUGGAAAAUGUACAAGCUACGUACAGGUAUCCGGAAGCAAAAUAUGGCAGAUGGAGCGAACUUGCAAUUGCUGUCAAGAGUCUGGAGAACGUGAAGCCACAGUCGUCUUAUUUUGUCCUAAAUCCAAAAACGAAGAAAAGAGGUUUAUGAAGGUAUCGACAAAAGCUCCAUUAGAAUGCAUGUGCCGUCCUUGUGGCAGCAUCGACGAAAGUUCAAUAGUUCCUCAAGAGAUAGCUGGCUACUCGGAAGAGGGACCUCUGCACAACCACUUCAGGAAAACUCUUUAAAGCGAAAACCAAAACAUGUUGUAUUUCUACCAGAUUAAUCCUAGGUAGAUAAUGCUGUAAAGAUUUGUUAUUGAACUUAAGAUUUUAUUUUAAUCAAUAAAGGCCUUGACACAUUA
Molecule: messenger RNA, 1079 nt
Organism: Ostrinia nubilalis (European corn borer)
Lineage: Eukaryota; Metazoa; Arthropoda; Insecta; Lepidoptera; Crambidae
Gene: Burs
Exons: 7
Coding region: 193-963 (256 amino acids)
Biological process (GO): G protein-coupled receptor signaling pathway
Cellular component (GO): bursicon neuropeptide hormone complex; extracellular region
Molecular function (GO): G protein-coupled receptor binding; neuropeptide hormone activity
Source: RefSeq, a predicted model, not a curated record